AAACCCUUGGCAAACGUAACGUCAACCGGUCGGUUAACCGAUCAAUGAGUACACGGUGAGAAGAACCAUUGUUCGCCGGUUACUGUGACAAAUAUACGUGUAAUUUUGCAAUAAAUUUUCACGUGAUCGCCGCUGUCAAUCGGCGUGGCAUUUUAUUUUGAAGUAAACUUUGAUGAGAAAGUAGGCCUAGUGCCCUUUUCCAGUAAUUUAAUUUAGACGAACUUUACGAAGUAAUAAGAAACCCGCCGGCGGCUCUCUCCCAGCGAGGCACAAUGGAGGGCAGUUUUACGGCAGCAAAUGUUGAACAACAGUUGUGGAAAUAUGCGGAGGUUGCCAAGCUGUACCUUAAUGAUGCUCGGGUGAAGGUCAAUGACUGUUGCUCGGAUCAAGAACCAUGGCAACUGAUUGCAAUGUCGGUUGGGAUCACAAUCAUUUUGGCAUGGCUGUACAACUGGAUGAGGCAUCCACUACUUACAAUACCUGAGCGAAUUAAGAUGUCAUUCUUCAAGACUUUCCGUAGUCUACCGUUUGUCAAACAAGUGGUCAAGAAGGAAAUGGAGAAGUCCAAGGCUGCUGUGACUCGCAGUUUAAACUGCAUGAAAGAUGGGGAGGUAUACCUGAAGGCCCUCCCCAUGAAAGGAAUGUCUGAGAGUGCUGUACUCAGGAGAAUCAAGAAUGGAUACCAUGCCAUGGAUGAGAUAGACUGGAAGAAAGGCAGAGUUUCUGGCUGUGUGUAUGGGGGAACGGAUGAACUGUCAUCCCUCUGUGCAAAGGUGUAUAAAGACUUCGCAUGGAGUAACCCCCUACAUCCUGACGUUUUCCCUAGUGUGCGACGCAUGGAGGGGGAAGUGGUGGCCAUGUGUUUAUCUAUGUUCAGUGGGGGACCAGACUCCUGUGGAGCUAUGACUUCAGGAGGGACGGAGAGCAUCCUUAUGGCAUGUCUGGCCUGCAGGGAACGGGCCAGAGAAAGAGGGAUAGAAUUUCCAGAAAUCCUGGCCCCUGUGAGUGUGCAUGCAGCCUUUGACAAGGCGGCACACUACUUCCGUAUGAGGCUGGUCCACAUCCCACUGGAUAAGAAAACCCACGCUGUCAAGGUCAAGGCAAUGAAACGAGCAAUCAGUAGCAGAACCUGCAUGCUGGUUGGGUCAGCACCUUCAUUCCCCACUGGAGUCUUUGAUGAUAUUGAGGCAAUUGCUAAGCUUGGUGAGAAAUACGACAUCCCCGUCCAUGUAGAUGCCUGUCUAGGAGGAUUCCUCAUCCCGUUCAUGGAUAAAGCCGGCUUCCCUGUACCGCCUUUUGAUUUCCGGUUGAAAGGUGUAACAAGCAUUUCUGCAGACACUCACAAGUAUGGCUUUGCCCCGAAAGGUUCCUCCGUCGUUCUCUAUAGUAACAUGGAGAUGCGCCGUCGUCAGUUUUUUGUGGCACCUGACUGGCCAGGAGGCAUUUAUGCGUCACCAUCAAUUGCAGGCAGUCGUCCUGGAGCAAUCAUCGCUGCUUGCUGGGCUACCAUGGUCAACAUUGGAGAGGCUGGAUAUAUUGAGAGUACACGCCAAAUCAUCCGGACAACCAGAUACAUGCUGACUGAACUGAAGAAGAUUAAGGGAAUCUACGUGCUUGGCGAGCCAUUAGUCAGCGUGAUUGCAUUAGGGUCAAAUGACUUUGACAUCUAUCGUCUGUUUGGUGACCUGACCAAGCGGGGCUGGAGUCUGAAUAACUUACAGUUCCCUCCAAGUUUCCACAUGUGCGUGACCCUGCGACACACCUUCCCCGGUGUAGCAGAUGGGUUUGUGCGGGAUGUGAGAGAUGUUACGGCUGCCUUGUUGAGUGACCCUACAGCAAAAUGCCAAGGCUCGGCGGCAGUCUAUGGUACCUCUCAAAGUAUUCCGGAUCGUAGCCUUGUGGCUGAUGUAGCGAGGUCUUUCUGGGAUGUUUGCUACAGCACUGAGGACAUCAAGACCGUCAGUAAUGGUAUCCAGGCUUGAGAGGUAUUACAGAGGCACUUUACUGUCAGCAGCCCACUAAAAACUAGCUACCCAAUGUCGUAAAAGCUGCUUGGCAGAAAAAUCUUGCUUAGUACACUUUAUAGGUGGAGUACCACGCACAAGCAAUAUACCAACCAUGAGUUCUUCGUUGGUAACCUGUUCUUGCUUAGCAAAUAUUUUCAAUGUUAAGCAGAUUUCCAAGCUUAUCAACUUUAUACAGUUGAGCAAUUUUAAUCAUUUAAUCUUCCUGAGGUGAUGGGGCUGUUUUUAAUACCACAAGUGAAAGCAUUUCAUUUUAGUCCUUAUCAUAACUUCAGCACACCUAGUGCAAUAGAAUCAAAGGAGCCUGUUGAGUGUUAUAAUGUAUCUGUUUUCAAUGUGGAAUUUACUGGAAAGCCAUUUGUGCAAUGUAAAAAUCAUAUUGAAAUCGGAGGUUUGGGGACUGUUAGGGUCAAUUGCUGUAAUACAUUCCGAACCACAAAUGAAGUCAAGAUUUGCAAAAUGGCCGUGGUUAAAAAUCCAAUUGGUAUUCCAAUCAUUUGUACUUGUUACUCUUGAAGACAUUAGGUGUACUCAGUAUCUAAGAAGGGGAUGUGCUUUUUGAUGUAAAAUAUGGAAGGCAGCCGUUAAAUGGAGUCUGAUGGAACAUCUGUUUCUACAAACUGAAUUCAGUGAAACAAAAUGAAAUUUCAAUGUCUGAGACAUAACUUGAGUAAAACUAUGAGAGUGUAUAAGUUUGUGGUGUAAUGAAAUGUUGAUUUGAAGUGAGGUAGAAUUUUUUAACGUGGUUUGAUGUGUUUGAUUUUGAUUUUUCAGUAUUGACUCUAUGAAAAUGGAAACUAACAAACCUUGCUGGAUUAUCAAUGCAAAGUCAUGGAUUAUUAUUUGCAUUUAUUAAACGGGUACUAAUAUUUUAGUCAGGUCCUUUGCAGUUCCAUGCCAAGUAUAUUACAAGUCAGUUCACAAGUUUUUGCUACAAGUAACAAGGGAUGACUGGUGACAAAAGAAGGCUUUGCAGUGCUGUAGUCGAGACACAAGACCUGUCUCAGGCAACAGGAUUGGUAAUAACAAAGGAACGUUUUCAGUGGAGUUCGUUUGAAUAGUAGGUGACUUGAAUUCAGGCUUUAGGUCUUGGAAUGUUCUCUUUGGGAUCUUAUGAUGGUCAUAAGAGGUCUCGACUUCAGCACUAGGACUUUUACAGAGUUCUGAUUUCCUUCGGACUGGACGACUAACCAUUGAUUUCUGAUAAGCUACUCACAGACAUGUCAGGAUAUUUGUUAAGUCAUGAUGUUAUUGCAUGAGAUGGAAUAGGCGCCCGAAUGUGGCACCCUGAUUUUCAAACUUUGUUGCUAAAUUUAUAAACUUGGUGGCUACUGUUUUAACGUUGGCGGAAGAUGAGAAAAUUUGACAGGCUGCCAGGCACCUUCGAUAGGUUGGAGGACACUGGCCUAAUGAGGACUCGUCAUACAAGCCUAGAGAGCACUCCUCAUACACUGGACCGCUGGCUAAUGUGUCCUGACGGAAAGCUUCUUAGAAGACACACAGUUAGUCUAAAGUCUUGGCAGCUGCUAACAAUAAGACUAUGCCAAUGUUAGCAACUGCCUAACAGACAUAUCCACUUCCCAUUGGCACGUGACUGCCGGCUAUGGCUAAGACUGUAGUAUGCCGUCCAAUGUGUGGUUCACACUCAGGGCUCAUAAAGUGGAUGUCAUGGAGCAUUUGCGGCCAAAUUUACCUAAGUUGAACUUGACUCAGCUGUUGUGAACUUUCAGCAUGGAGACUGGCCUUGGCUUCAUAAAUUUAUGUUUGCUUUGGAAUUAAAUAUAAAUUGACCUUUAGUAUCUAAGAAAGUUAGUCAUAUGCAGUAUUGUAGUCGAGUCCAUCACAAGUCCCUUCGUAAGUUUGGUCACAAGUCCUGACUCCUCACACAAGAGCAGGGUGAAGAGUAACAAAGGAAUGCUUUUGUUGCAGUUCAUUUGAAUAGACUGUGACAUAGCUUGAGACUGGACGGUCUGUGGUGGACUUGAAGGGACUCAUCUACAACACUGGUUAUGUAAUGUUCAAUGUUAUAUAUAAAUACAUCUUGAAAAAGAUAAUGUUCAAUGAUUUUGUGCGAUUUAUAACACAUUCAGCACAUUCCAAUUCUUGAAAGUUUUCCGACAAAUAUUGGUUUUCUUUUAAUUUUUUAUGAUAUUAAAUGCAUUAUAGUGGUUUUACUUCUCUUAUAGCUCCUGUUUGCUGCGAUAAAGCUCAGUACUGAGCGACCCAUGUUUGAAUUCUUUGGGUUGGCUCUCAAAAGGACUGAAUUGUUUCUGGUGCUGCAUGUACAACAUUGUCUCACUCUAACGUCCCUAACAUUUCUCUGGUCCAAUGUUGCAAUAUUCUGGUGGAACAUGGACAUGCACAGCCCAGUCACUGUUACUUUCUGCGAGCUUGGUUAUCCUAGUUGUCUUCAGAUAAUGUACAAGUCCACUGUUUGGACUUUGGGUCGAUUCAGAGAGCUUCCUGGAAGAAAGAGCUUGGAGGUCUCAGUCAUAAACAUUAUUGAGACAAUUAUUAGGAGCACAUAAAGUCCAUCAGAUUUGGGUCAAGGGCAGAUCUGGGGAGGGAGAUAGGCUAACAGGGGCCAAAGGAAUUCCUGUCCUCACAGUUUGGGGAAAAAAUGGAGAAAAGGGAUUUGUUGGUCUAUUUCCUUUUCCAGUCCUUCUAAAAGCACGUACACUGUAAAAUGUCAAAGCCAUCAAAAUGUAAUCCUCAAUCCUCGGGAAGACCAUAAAAAGUUACAUAAAGAAUUCCCCAAAUUUGGGACCCUCAACAAAUUUUGCCCCCCCCCUGAAAAUUUGGUUCAGGAUCCACUCUUGAUUUUGGCCAGAUAAAAUUUUUGGCAGUAACAAGAACCUGUCGGAUGUUAUCAUUGCAGAGUCGCUGUAUUAAAUAUUUCAAAUCAUGUUGACUGUAUAAACUUAUAACUGACUGUUGGUGAUUACUAAUCGUAGUACUACAUCCACUCUAUUCACUUAGAUUUGUUGGUGUAUUCCAAAUACAUGUAUGUGUAUUCUUUGGUGCACAUUAUCGAGAUACGUCUGGAAUAACAAGGCAUUUUGUCAAUGAAUAUUUCUGGUAAUCCAACCUGGAAGAGAAAAAAAAGACAAGAUUCUCUAGUUCACAUAUUAAAUUCCAUGUAGAUGAAAUACCCAAGGGUAGCUGUAAUCAACUUGUUUAAUACAAACCUUCAA
Messenger RNA from Acanthaster planci (crown-of-thorns starfish), 5218 nucleotides. It is a transcript of the gene sgpl1, whose product is annotated as sphingosine-1-phosphate lyase 1. NCBI's taxonomy places the organism in Eukaryota, Metazoa, Echinodermata, Asteroidea, Valvatida, Acanthasteridae. Gene Ontology annotation, biological process: carboxylic acid metabolic process; sphingolipid catabolic process. Gene Ontology annotation, molecular function: pyridoxal phosphate binding; sphinganine-1-phosphate aldolase activity. The record is from RefSeq and is a predicted model, not a curated record. Gene Ontology annotation, cellular component: endoplasmic reticulum.